Octopus bimaculoides (California two-spot octopus) is the source of this 1390-nucleotide messenger RNA. RefSeq names its product beta-1,3-galactosyltransferase 5. Gene Ontology annotation, cellular component: Golgi membrane. NCBI's taxonomy places the organism in Eukaryota, Metazoa, Mollusca, Cephalopoda, Octopoda, Octopodidae. The record is from RefSeq and is a predicted model, not a curated record. Gene Ontology annotation, biological process: protein O-linked glycosylation. Gene Ontology annotation, molecular function: hexosyltransferase activity.
UUUCCGGCAUAUCGAAAUGGAAAACGGAGAAUGGUGUUAGAAUGGAGAGAACUUUAUUAUAAUUUUUUCCAGGAGUCUUGAGAUAUUUUACCCUUUUCUAUUUUCUUACCAAUUUUCAAUGCUGAUCUCUUUCUUUGUCCCAGUAUCCUCAACAUGAAGCCGAUUUAUAAACGUAUCAGUGUGUUCGUAAUGCUAUUCGUUUUCUCUUCUGUUGCCUAUUAUUUUGGCUACACAUCUGUUCUAACAAAAUACGGUUCCGGAAAUUUGCACUUACCUGACUCCAUUCUUAAAGCAUUCACUUCAAAUUGGCGAGCAUUUACGCAGUCGAUAUUGGUGGAACCUAACGCCACAGCAUCGGUGGCAACGGCUGCCUCAUCUAGUAAAAUAGUAAAAGCCAUAAGAACUGCAACGUUAACAGACCAAAGUAGAAAUUCUUGUAAAAACUGCGUUCCAAACAACAUUCCAAUUAUAGUAGAGAACCGAGAUAUUUGCAAACCCCACGAAAAUCUGCCAAUUCAGUUGGAUUUGUUUAUUAUAAUAUUCACUCAGUUCAAAUCGAAAACGCAACGAGACACCAUUCGCAACACUUGGUUGCAUCACUCACGAAAUAAUACUUCAAACGUUCGCUAUGCAUUUACGUUCGGUCGACUUCCUACAGACGCAGAAAACACAGCGUUGUUGAAAGAAGCAGGCAUAUACAAAGACAUCAUUCAGGGGGAUUUCAAAGAGGGUUACCGGAAUUUGACUUUUAAAACAAUAACAAUGCUUGGUUGGGUGAGCAGGCAUUGCCCUCACGUGAAACACGUGAUGAAAACAGAUGAUGAUAUGUGGGUUAACAUACCGAAACUAAUUGAAACAUUAAAAGAGAAACCCCUACAUAAGACUGUUGCCGGCUGCUGUCCUUUGACGGCGGGCCCCAUACGUUCUAAAGAUUCCAAAUGGUAUGUUUCCUACGAAGAAUACUCUAAAGAUUCAUAUCCUGGCUUCUGUUCAGGAACUGGGUAUGUGAUGGAUUUAUAUACUGCCGCUAGCAUUCACAACGUGUCAGUGUACGUGCCUUUUCUCUAUUUAGAAGAUGUGUACGUAUCUUUGUGUAUAGAGUAUCUGGGAAACGGUUUCCAUUUACAGCCGACUCGUGGGUUUUAUAAUUCUAGAUACCAAACAAACGAUUUGUGUGAGUUCCGUAAGUCGGUGUUAACCAGUCAUUACAUGUCCAUAAAAGCAAUUGAAGACAUAUGGAAUGCUAAAUGUUAACAGAGAGAGAGAGAGAGAGAGAGAGUGAGUGUUUGGAGAGGUCUUGCAUAUUGUUUUUUAAAUUGGAAUCUAGGACAUUGUGAUUUUAAUUUCAGACAAAGAAACGGACAGGUACGGAAUAAACGAAAUCAUUUCA